AUGAGUAAAAUAGCAAUCUUAAAUGCCAACCCACCCCAAGAAGCGCUCAAGCGAUGGGGAAGUUUUGCAGACAUGGCAAUAGAGAUGUUUGAAGCGACCAAGGCAAGUUUUUUGAACUCAACAGUAGAAUAUGAGGUGUACAAUGUUUACGAGAAAGACUUUCCAACAGUUUUAGAGCUUUGUAAUGGAGACUAUCUGGGGCUGCACAUUACAGGGUCCACUAGUGAUGCGUAUGCGAUAGAUAUAGAGUGGGUUAACAUAUUGCGUAAGCUUUUGCAAAACUUGCUUAAAAAUGGAGCUCACCCGCCAAUAAGUGGCAUCUGUUUUGGUCAUCAAAUACUUGCUUCUGCACUAGGUUCUGAAGUCAGGCGUAAUCCGAAAGGCUAUGAAGGCGGUAUAACACGCCUAGAAAUCACAAAAGAGGCUUUAAAGCUCGGGCUAUUCCAAAACUCAACAAGCCCGUUACCAUCUUGCGAGUUCUACGCUUCUGAGUCUCACUCGGAUUUUGUUAAGAAUGUCCCUCAUGGAUACAUCAAUACUUUAACUUCUAAAAAAUGCGACGUUCAAGGCCUCUAUAAGCGGAAUGUGGCACUUACAUUCCAGUGCCAUCCUGACUUUAUCAGUGAGGUUUGCAUCAAAUGUAAUGAGGGCACCUACAGCAGGGGCGAAAUAAAUGCUGAUGAAUUGGCGCAUAUGAAAGAAAGCGGUAGGCAACGCAACAACGACGGCAGGUUCUUUGCAACAUAUAUUUGGAUGCUUUUCACAAAUGUUCUGUGA
Molecule: messenger RNA, 777 nt
Organism: Lachancea thermotolerans CBS 6340
Lineage: Eukaryota; Fungi; Ascomycota; Saccharomycetes; Saccharomycetales; Saccharomycetaceae
Product: type 1 glutamine amidotransferase
Exons: 1
Coding region: 1-777 (258 amino acids)
Cellular component (GO): cytosol; nucleus
Source: RefSeq, a predicted model, not a curated record